Messenger RNA from Hyaloscypha bicolor E, 168 nucleotides. RefSeq lists its product as uncharacterized. Gene Ontology annotation, cellular component: nucleosome. Lineage: Eukaryota; Fungi; Ascomycota; Leotiomycetes; Helotiales; Hyaloscyphaceae. The transcript has a single exon. Gene Ontology annotation, molecular function: DNA binding. The record is from RefSeq and is a predicted model, not a curated record. The annotation marks the transcript as partial. Gene Ontology annotation, biological process: nucleosome assembly.
AGCCGCAUCGCCCUCAAGAAGUAUGUCAAGGCCAACAACAAGAUCUCCGCAUCCGACUCUAUGUUCGACUCGCUGUUCAACCGCGCUCUCAAGUCUGGUGUCGAGAAGGGUGUCUUCGCCCAACCAAAGGGUACGUGCCUGCCACCUCUCCUGGAGUGUCACGCCUAA